UGGGAACUUUCUGCCUGUUCCUUCGGGGCUAGCCUGGCCUUGACGCGGGGCGAUCGGCGCACCCUCUUGUCUUUCUGUCUGUCUGUCACUCCGUCCGUUUGUCUGUCAGUGGGUGGAAAGAUUUCAGCUGUCGGCUCUUGCAUCUUUCCUGCGCCAUCUCUACUUCCCUCACUCUGACAACUUACUUCUGGUUUUCAGUUCUUCAUAACAGUGCUGUUUCCAUUGCUUGUCAAUCACUGACUGAGUCAGUCAGUCAUUCUCCUUAGUUCAAGACUCUUCUUUCCCUCCAAGCGCAGUACAUGCCUCCGAAGGUUUCCCUCCUAUUUUCAGCUUCCAUCCUCGCUCGCUCCCUACACCAGCGGCUUGUCCGCUCCAUAAAAUGGCGGAGUCCACCGUCCCCGAGCCCACGGGCCGCUCCUCCAUCCCUGAGCACAGUCUGACCGACGAGACGAAACAUGCGGACCUGGAGAGCCAGAAAUUACAGCCCGGCUCGAGCUCGGACUCCGAAGGGGAAGUGGGCAGACAAAUUCAACUGGAGGCAGAGAAUUCGAUCAAAUAUCGCACAUGUAGUUGGCAAAAGACGGCGGCGCUGCUCUUCUCCGAGUACAUCUGCCUGGCUAUCAUGUCGUUUCCCUGGUCCUACUCCGUUCUGGGGUUAGUACCUGGGUUGAUCCUGACAGUGUUUAUCGCCAUGACUGUGUUGUAUACUUCGUUGAUCAUUUGGCGUUUCUGUUUGCGACAUCCUCACGUACGCGAUGUGUGCGACAUUGGACAGAUGAUUUUCUGGGAUUCGAAGGUGGUCUGGUACUUGACGGCUGUCAUGUUCCUGCUUAACAACACCUUUAUUCAGGGCCUCCAUUGCCUCGUUGGCGCAGAAUAUCUCAACACGAUCACCGGACAUGGAGCCUGUACAAUCGUCUUCUCCGUUGUGACGGCGGUCAUCUCAUUCGUUUGCUCCCUCCCGCGGACCUUCGACGCGCUCUCCAAGGUGGCCACCCUCUCCGCGUUCACCACUUUCAUCUCCGUUAUGCUCGCCCUUAUCUUCUCCGCUAUCGAAGACCACCCGGCCGGCUACACUCCGGCCAAGGGCGACCCCAUCGUGACCGCUGUACCUGUGGCCGGCACAACUUUCGUCUCGGGCGUCAGCGCAUUCCUCAACAUCAGCUACACCUUCGUCGGCCAGAUCACGCUUCCGAGCUUCAUCGCUGAAAUGCGCGAGCCCAAGGACUUCUGGAAGUCCGUCACCGCCGUCACAAUCGCCGAGAUCAUCGUCUUCUCCCUCGUCGGCGCCAUCGUGUACGCCUACACCGGUAAUCAAUACAUCACCUCGCCCGCGUUCGGCUCCCUCGGCAACGAGACCUACAAGAAGGUCUCCUUCUCCUUCAUGAUCCCCACCCUCGUGUUUCUGGGCGUCUUGUACGCCUCCGUCUCCGCCCGCUUCCUCUUCUUCCGCCUCUUCGACGGCACCCGCCACAAGGGCAACCACACCGUCGUCGGCUGGGCCGCCUGGGCCGGGAUUCUGUGUUGUCUGUGGAUCGCCGCCUUCAUUAUCGCAGAGGUCAUCCCCUUCUUCUCCGAUCUAGAGUCCAUCAUGAGCGCCCUGUUCGAUUCGUUCUUCGGGUUCAUCUUCUGGGGUACGGCGUACCUGCGCAUGCGCCGCGAGGAUUACGGGCCGGGAUUCUAUAAGAAUCGCGGGUGGAAGGGCUGGUUGGGUUUUAUCGUGAACGUCGGAUUGAUUCUCGCGGGGUUGUUCUUCUUGGGACCGGGUACUUAUGCCUCCAUCGAAAGUGUGAUCAUCAGCUACCGAGAAGGAACAGUCGGGAGUCCAUUCUCAUGUGCGGACACAGGCUUGUAAAAAAUAUAGCAGGGAGCGGAUGCAAAGAUGCAGAGAUGCCGAAAUGCAGAACACAACACGAUCUUUUUCUGUUGAAGUUGCUUCAGCCCUUGAGUGGGUAACGACCUGAUUCACCAGCCGCCGCCCCUCCCCCACAUAUCCAAAAGCUGUUUUGUGGGCUUUUUCUUUCGAUUUGUGUAAGAUGAUGUGCAACCCCCCACUUUUUGUCUCAUCUCUCUGUAUGUGUAUUCUUUUCUGGGGCGGCGAGCGAGGGGCAUGAAGACAGAAUGACGCACUAUACUUUUUUUUUAAUGUUUGCAUGGGGUGUUCUGGAUAUCAAACUUGGCUCUGCAUUUUCAUGUUCCCUGAAAAGAGGUAUGAGGGACGGUUUUUCGACAAAAGAUAUGUGUAUGAUCCAACCCUUCUUUUAGGGCUUAUUUCCCAGUGUAUGGCUGCGUAAUGCAAUGCAAGGCAGUACAUUGACCAAUGAUGAAACCAGA
Aspergillus uvarum CBS 121591 is the source of this 2334-nucleotide messenger RNA. RefSeq names its product putative neutral amino acid permease. Gene Ontology annotation, cellular component: vacuolar membrane. Gene Ontology annotation, molecular function: amino acid transmembrane transporter activity. The record is from RefSeq and is a predicted model, not a curated record. Gene Ontology annotation, biological process: amino acid transmembrane transport. The transcript has 6 exons. Lineage: Eukaryota; Fungi; Ascomycota; Eurotiomycetes; Eurotiales; Aspergillaceae. Bases 380 to 1855 code for a protein of 491 amino acids.